This is a messenger RNA of Bipolaris maydis ATCC 48331, 1488 nucleotides long. RefSeq lists its product as uncharacterized. The record is from RefSeq and is a predicted model, not a curated record. Lineage: Eukaryota; Fungi; Ascomycota; Dothideomycetes; Pleosporales; Pleosporaceae. Gene Ontology annotation, molecular function: FAD binding; oxidoreductase activity.
AUGAAUAGCGAAUACGAUAGCAAGACCCUUGCCUUAUUAGGGAAGACAAUCCGUUUAGAGCUUCAACCGAAGCUCUCAAGUAGGGCACAAAUAUACCUACAGUUUGAUAAAGAUAGAACGCAGUUUGACAAGGCUGAUUUGCGAUUCACUCAGUACUCACGUCCAACAUACCUCGCCAUUGUCAAUCCAGGUUGUCAAGAUGACGUGGUCGAAGUUGUCAAGUACGCUCGAGAAAAGAAUAUUCCAUUCAUACCCCGAGGCGGCCAUCAUGCUGUCACCAGUACGAUGAGACAUUUCAAAAACGGUAUAUGUAUUAACAUGCGACCACUCAAUCAGAUGCAAUGGAAUGCGGAGAAGCGACACGUCACCAUUGGUGGAGGCACCAUAACAGAUGAAUUCGUCCAAUACCUGCAUGACUUGGGUAUGGAAGUGAAUGUUGGAUCGUGUCCUACUACUGGUGUAAUCGGUGUAGCAUUUGGUGCCGGUUUAGGACGUUUGCAGGGCAAGUACGGCUUUCUACAUGACAACAUGAUCUCUUGCAAGCUUUUACUCGCCGACGGAAGCGUGUUAAUAGCUUCAGAAACUUCGAAUCCAGAUUUGUUCUGGGGUAUCAGAGGAGCAGGCCACAAUUUUGGAAUUGCACUUGAGGCAACGUUUCAAGUCUAUCCGCAAGCGCACGGAGGCAUACAUCACACAUGGGACUUCGAGUACACCCUAGAUCAGUGUGAUGAAGUGUUUGAGACACUGAACAGUGUUUCUGAGACCAUGCCUGCUGAAUUGGCAAUAUUUGUUCUAUGGCUACGUCAGAGUAGUGGUCGCAAGCACAUCAUUCUCGUUAAUCUAGUAUGGUCUGGACCAUUGACGAGCGCAACCACUUACGCGAAAAUCUUUGAGAACUUGGACCCUGUUCUCUACAAUGGACCGAAAUCUGUGCCCUGGCCGGAAUUGCCAUUCUCGACGUAUAAGGAGAUGAACAAACUUUACUGCAAGCCGGAAAUUUGGCUUAAGGGCCCUAACAAAAUGAUGGGCGCCACUUGUGUGGAGUCCUUUGACCAGAGGACCACACGCGAGUUCUUUGAAAGUGUUAAAGCUAUGAGCGAAGAGUGGGAAGGACGGGGCUGGUUCGGCGCAAUGUUCGAAUGUCUGCCAGAUCAGCGUGUUCGGGAGAUAUCUCAUGAUGCCACAGCGUUCCCAUGGCGCGGAGGAUCAAAUCAUUUCCUUAUGUUGAACGCUACACCGGCACGGAUAGAGGAUCGACAAGUUUUUGAGAAGCAUCUUGACUACUGGAAACAACGCUUCAUCGACACGUCUGGUUACGGCCGCUUGCAGCAAUAUGUGAAUUAUGGGAACAGCACAGCCACCAUGAAGGAUCCUCUCGAGGCACUAUAUGGCUAUGAGCCGUGGAGGCUAGAGAGACUCAGGUGUCUCAAACAAAAGUAUGAUCCAGACAACCAGUUUAGAUGGUACCAACCAAUUAUCGAUGCAUGA